Pneumocystis carinii B80 is the source of this 488-nucleotide messenger RNA. RefSeq lists its product as hypothetical. Bases 47 to 442 code for a protein of 131 amino acids. The transcript has 3 exons. Lineage: Eukaryota; Fungi; Ascomycota; Pneumocystomycetes; Pneumocystales; Pneumocystaceae. The record is from RefSeq and is a predicted model, not a curated record.
UUCUCUUAUUUGUUCACCUAACAAACUGCAAGUACCAAAAUAUUUUAUGUACAAGCAACGUUUUAAAUCAUUUUUAUUCUUAAAAACACCAGAAUUUCUAAACCAUGAAACAUUUAUUAAGGAUUCAGAUAUGUCGGACACAUUAAUUGUGGAAUUACUUAAAAUUUUAAUAGACAAUUUUUCAAAAGCAAAAACCAUUUUCGAGAUAAUAAAAAAUACUGACCCUAAAAUUUCUAGUAUGUUAUUAUGUUAUGAUGAUUUUCAAAAUAAUGUGAAAAAUAUCGUGGAGUUAUGUCUGAAAAAUAAACUAACUUGUGAAAUAAUAUUAGAAAAAGCAUUAAAAAGCGAUAACAUAUGUAAUGAUGUAUCCAUUAACAUAAAAUAUAACCAUUCAUGGUUUCCGGUAAUAAUUGUAUGUCAAAAUAAUGAAACAUUGUUGUAAAAAAUAAUUUAAUUUAAAAAUCUAUUAUUUAAGGUACAUUGCAUUU